AUGAAGAGUCCAAGAGCCGACGAAGACGAUGCAGAGCUGCUGCUGUCGCUCUCCUGCGGGGCGACGACGGCGAAGCCCCACAGUGAGCCGAGGGCGGCGGUCGGUGUCUUCGAGUGCAAGACGUGCAGUCGCCAAUUCCCGACGUUCCAAGCGCUCGGCGGCCACCGGACGAGCCACAAGCGCCCGAGAACCGAUCGUUCCGUCUCCAAACGUAGCGUGCAUCGGUGCUCCAUCUGUGGCAUGGAUUUCGCGAUGGGGCAAGCUUUGGGCGGCCACAUGCGCCGCCAUAAGCCCACGGCCGAGGAGACUCAUCAGAAGAAGGAAUCGAGCAUGGCUGGUCUACAGUUUGACGUCUCCGAUGAUGAUCGGAUUAAAUUCGUGUUCAAAGCUGCUAUCACAUAG
Messenger RNA from Musa acuminata AAA Group (dessert banana), 402 nucleotides. Its product is annotated as zinc finger protein ZAT5-like. The record is from RefSeq and is a predicted model, not a curated record. NCBI's taxonomy places the organism in Eukaryota, Viridiplantae, Streptophyta, Magnoliopsida, Zingiberales, Musaceae. The coding region runs from base 1 to 402 and encodes 133 amino acids. The transcript has 2 exons.